Coffea arabica (coffee) is the source of this 444-nucleotide messenger RNA. The record is from RefSeq and is a predicted model, not a curated record. NCBI's taxonomy places the organism in Eukaryota, Viridiplantae, Streptophyta, Magnoliopsida, Gentianales, Rubiaceae.
AUGGCGGAAUUGAGUCCUGUUUCAAAAUUAGGAUUUGGAUGCAUGGGGCUUUCUGGAAUUAUGAAUGAUCCAAUCCCUGAAGAAGACGGAAUUGCAAUCCUCAAGGAAGCCUUCAAUAAGGGAGUUACGUUUUUUGAUACCUCAAAUAGAUAUGGGAUUGACAAUGCUAAUGAAUGCUUGAUCGAAAAGGCAUUGAAGCAGUUACCCCGAGAAAAGAUUCAAUUAGCAACCAAGUUCGGCGUACUCGGAUAUUGUCACGAUCAUGUUAUAGUCAAAGGUACUCCGGAAUAUGCCCGCUCGUGCUGCGAAGGCAGCCUCAAAUGCCUAGAUGUGGAUUUCAUUGAUCUCUAUUACAUCCAUCGAAUCAACACAACAGUGCCUAUUGAAGAAACAGUAAGUGCUGAUUCUUUUGUUUUCUUGCCAGUGCCCUUUUCUGUCGCAUAA